UUCUGUGGUUUUGAAAACACGAAAACAGGAAAAGAAGGGAAAAUAAUAAAACAAACGAUAUAGUGUUUUAUGUAAGAAUAACUAAAAAUAACUUAAAAAGCAGACACAAUAGUUAAAAUAAAUAUGAACUGAACAUUUUACAAUCGCAAUUUGUGAAUCAGACUGGAACAGAUACGUAACAAAGCAUCAUUUGUAGCAAUAAUUCGUUCGUUUCUUACUGUGAGAAGUGAAAAUGAAGAUUAACGAGAGGAAUUUGUGUGCUUUUGCGUCAUCAGCGACGCCUGUGGACCGGGAAGGAUGGUUGGACGUGAGGGGCGAGGUGGGCAAGAGCUACCAGAGGCGAUGGUUCACUCUCAAGGGAAACCUACUCUUCUAUUUCGAUAAGAAAGGGGAUAAGGAGCCUGUGGGCGUUAUAAUACUGGAAGGAUGCACAAUCGAGCUAACAGAAGAAGAGUCCUACAGUUUCAAAAUAGUGUUCCAUUGUGAGGGAGGACGCACAUACUACCUGUGCACCAACUCGCAGGCGUCCAUGGAGGGCUGGAUGAAGGCUCUGGCGUGUGCCAGCUAUGACUACAUGAAGCUCAUGGUGGCUGAACUACAGAGACAGUUGGAGGAGGCGGAAGCUGAAGAGGCAGCAGAAGCAGCUGGUAUAGUGACCGUAGGUACAUCUGAAGAUGAGCCAAAAGUUCCUCCACGCGGUCAGCGACACAACCCCUUCAACAAGCAGCCAGAGGGGGACUCCAAGUCAGUCCCCGGCAGUAGACAUCAUAAGGAAGCCGUAAAAUCCGAGCUACCGCGCAAAAAGGUGCCAUUCCGGGAUAUUCACAAAAUGUACGGACGCAAGAUACUCGUCGACCGCAGCGAGUGGCGCGCGCGGCUCAAGCUGCGCGAGGAGGCGCACGAGAAACCACUUAUACAGCUCUGAGCUGUGUUACUGUACACUAGGGUGUGUUGCAGAGACAGUGGCGUGCAUAAGGUUGUUGAUCAGGGUAUGCACUGGUAAGACAAUAUACCCAACCAGGAAAAUAUGUUUUGAAUUUAACAAAACAUUUGUUAGGGUAUGCAGUGCUUUAAUGCUUGUAUGAAAUGCACGCCGCUGUGAAGAGUGUAUGUGCCUGUUGAGUUAUGAAAAUGCUAAGCUGCAAACCUCAACUCAGUACGAAUGAAGUGUCAAUAAUAUGAUGUUGUUGUUAAUAUUUUAUUGGCGAUUUUGGUGCGAUUGUCUAGGACAAGAUUGUUGUUUUUUUUUUAUUAAAAUUGAAAGCUUAUUAACAUGACCAAUAUUCCCUAUUAACUGUGAGUAAAGCUUGUAUUAGAAUUAGGUACAACAUAUCAAAGCAUUUCGUCAAGGUGUCUGUUUGUAUUUAGUCUACCUUCUGCCAGUCUAUUUAAAUCGAAUAAGUAUAUAAAGGCAGUAUUCGAACUUGUGUUUUUGGUAACUUUUCGACUAUUGAACUAAAGAGGCUUGAAUCGCUACUGUUUAGAUAUCGAACGAUAUUUUAAUAUUUUGCGCUUUUAGACCAACUAAACUAGACUAAGUAUAUUUUAUUUUUUAUUUACUUACUUUGUAUUACACUUCUAAAGCGAAUUUCAGUAAACAAUAAACGGUAUUAUAUUAGUUUUACAA
Molecule: messenger RNA, 1627 nt
Organism: Bicyclus anynana (squinting bush brown)
Lineage: Eukaryota; Metazoa; Arthropoda; Insecta; Lepidoptera; Nymphalidae
Gene: IPIP
Product: sesquipedalian-1
Exons: 4
Coding region: 233-925 (230 amino acids)
Biological process (GO): retrograde transport, endosome to Golgi; receptor recycling; endosome organization
Cellular component (GO): trans-Golgi network; early endosome; recycling endosome
Source: RefSeq, a predicted model, not a curated record